AUGCCUUGGCUUCCGCCUGGAGGACCCCCAGCGCCGCAGCGCGAGACUGGUCACUUCAGAGGUGAUAGGCAGCCUGCAGACGAUCAUGAGCAUCAGGACAACAUUGACAACGCGCCGCAAGAAGCAGGCUCUGGCGUCCAACCAAACGGUCAGAAUGCCAACGCUGAAGAGCAUAUACACGAUAUGCUCGCACGCUUGGAUGACGAAGAGCGCGAGUUCCAGCGCAGCCUCGACCACGGGCCGGAGGAACCAGACUACUCAUCCGUCACUGGAAGCUUUCCGAAUCAGCGUGGCCCAGAUGGUCGAUUGCUGACAAAUGGUGUGACUGCGCCGGUCACGGAUGAACAAGAGCACCAGAGCCACGCGGAGGACGAGCCGCAACGUGCGGAGUCCGAUAACCACGUUAUUGCGAGCGAAGUUAUGAGAGCACGACAGGUUGACAGACCGCAGAGUCCCCUCUCUCCUAUGUGGGACAUUCGGCGAGGCACCUCGAAUGUACUGCGCUAUGGCGUCCCUGAGGCCACUCCGUCCCCAGACUCAAGCAGCGGAAUUACGGGGAACGGGACGCAGUCUCCACUCGCUCAUCCAUCUGUUGCACCAAUUGCGAACGGGAGUCGGCCGGUUGCCCAUGGUGAUCAGAUCGAGUUUCCGCAUCUUCAACGGGGACAGCAGCAGCCCGAGGUUCUCCCGACUGUCACAGAGGAACAAGCGCGACGGGCUGAAAUCGAAGACCUCUUCGACUAUGCGAGACCGAUAUGGAUGCAUCAAGUCGCCACUGCCGUCAGAUACGGGACACUAGCACGAAUGCCGCAGACUAUCGAAGAAACUCACCAUGCUUGGGAUAUCAUUCACGGCCGGCCGCUCCUGGAAGAGGCUGCCGCGCUGCUACUAGGCGUGAGGAACCCGCCACAACCGAAUAACGAAGGACGAUUUGCGCCUGCCACGCCAGCUGCAGUAAACAACACAUUUCCUUCAGCGCCUCCGUCUGCGUCUCCGCCUGCACCUCGCGUUGAGGUAGAUCCUGCCGGGGAUGCCUAUACGGGAGCGGCUGAUUGGUCGGAUUGGCCGGUACCUCCGGGCAACCCGGUACGUUAUAAUGACUUUGACGGCCUAAUGGAAGAGGGAAGAUUAGGAGGGAGACUGGCAUCCACGGAGGGCACCACACUAGUCAACUCAGAACCUUCGCCAUCUCGCCGAGUGCGCUUGGAUCCAGAACGCUUGGCCGGCCUUGAUGACGGCAGGCCAUUCGAAGUCCACCCUCACCUGCGGACUGGUUCAGUCCAUGACCCUGAAAAUGCGCUUCCUACACCAGAACCUUCUUCACACUCCAGCGACUAUCUCCGCACACGAGGCUCACCGCCACCGCAUACGGCACGUCCACUACCGCCUCAGGCUGCGGGUCAUGCUCAGGAUCUGCGACUGUGGCGCAUCACUCCGGGACCACCAAUUCGUGAGCCCGCGCGGCGGAGCCCACGAAGUAAGCUGUCUGAUGUUGUAUUUGCGGAACCGGUCACCCGUCCGAGCACACCACCUACCGUCACAGCGACCAGAGGCGAGACACUCACAUCUCCUGCUGCUCGCACACCAUCGCCCCCAUCCCCUCGAUGUCCCCUCACGACGCAGAACUUGAAGCAGUUUGCGAGCAACCCCGAGUCAGCGCCACUGACAUCUACGCAGCGUGUCCUAAGGGCCACGCCACCACGCAGGCGCGUCUAUUGCGACGAUCGGGAUGACUUCAUCGAGCCUGCAACGCCUGAAGCGGAACAAAGCGAGGAACCCGCAGAUGAGGCUCGAGCAGAGAUGCCAGAAGCGCACAUCGAGCCGAAUGUGCUAGAGACGGCGCUUCUGGCAGGAUUACCGAUACAUUUCUCUGCCAACCUCAAUGCCGAGCGAGGCACUGACGAACUACCGAGCAACUAG
Baudoinia panamericana UAMH 10762 is the source of this 1920-nucleotide messenger RNA. RefSeq lists its product as uncharacterized. The transcript has a single exon. Bases 1 to 1920 code for a protein of 639 amino acids. The record is from RefSeq and is a predicted model, not a curated record. NCBI's taxonomy places the organism in Eukaryota, Fungi, Ascomycota, Dothideomycetes, Mycosphaerellales, Teratosphaeriaceae.